Molecule: messenger RNA, 567 nt
Organism: Purpureocillium takamizusanense
Lineage: Eukaryota; Fungi; Ascomycota; Sordariomycetes; Hypocreales; Ophiocordycipitaceae
Gene: RPL38
Product: 60S ribosomal protein L38
Exons: 4
Coding region: 172-402 (76 amino acids)
Biological process (GO): protein-RNA complex assembly; translation
Cellular component (GO): cytosolic large ribosomal subunit; ribosome
Molecular function (GO): structural constituent of ribosome
Source: RefSeq, a predicted model, not a curated record
CACCGCUUGUGGCUUGUCGACCGCCGCCCCAGCCACAGAACGUGGCCCGUGCGCCCCGCCCCGCGAAAAGCUGGCGCACACAAAACGAAAAUCCCAAAAUCUCUCCCAAAUCGCAACUCCCGCUGCUUCAAGACCCUGUCCCCCCAACAGUCCCGUCGAACCACCGCCAAAAUGCCUAAGGAGGUCGCUGAUAUCAAGAAGUUCAUCGAGAUCUGCCGUCGGAAGGACGCUUCCUCCGCGCGGAUCAAGAAGAACAAGAAGGCCAACAACGUCAAGUUCAAGGUCCGCUGCCAGAAGCACCUGUACACCCUGGUGCUCAAGGACACCGAGAAGGCCGAGAAGUUGAAGCAGAGCCUGCCUCCCAACCUGCACAUCGCCGACGUCUCCGCCAAGAAGAACUAGAGGAACCGACGACAUGCGGUAGCAGCGGGCGGAAAAUAGGCGGGAGGGUGAUUUGGGGCGUGGGAGGAAAAACCAAACAUGCACGAAUAGGCGUCUCGGGAUACCUUGCAUUUCAUGUUCUCAGAACGCGCUCUCGAAUAGAGUUGAAAAGAACGAUUUUGAGGC